Acaulospora morrowiae is the source of this 385-nucleotide messenger RNA. The record is from the annotation of a GenBank genome assembly. NCBI's taxonomy places the organism in Eukaryota, Fungi, Glomeromycota, Glomeromycetes, Diversisporales, Acaulosporaceae.
AGAGCAGGUACAACAAGAUAAUGAACUUAUGAUUACGAUUCCGGAAACAAGACGAAACUCAGAAGGAAAUCUUCCAUACUGGUUUCACUCAGCUUAUCCAUCUGGUGCCAUCAUGAAUUUGUCGCCGACUCCUCUGGAUAAUAUUGUGCCUAACGAUUUUUCUCCGAUAAUUUCUCCGAUAAUUUCUCCGGGCGAUACGCCAUCCAUAAUUUUUGAUAUGAUUUCUGGAUAUGCUUCCGACCAUAUGGAAUAUAGCGGCUUGAAUUCACCUUAUCCAGACAUCCAAGUUCCCCCAUCACCAUCUUCGAUGACAAAUGAAGAGAGCCAGACGGAUGGAUUAAAUAUAUAUGGACUUAACAUCGAAGAUUUGGACUAUUAUGAGUAA